UUUCUUGCCGUGGUCUUUUGAUGACGUAGAAAGAAGAGCGACACACACACACACGCGCGCGCCGCCGGUGGUUUUUACAACAUUAUGGCGACUGUAAAAGUCAGCGAGGCGGAGAAGGUCUACAUUUUACACGGAAUACGGGAUGACCUGAGGGUGGAUGGACGAGGCUGUGAGGACUACAGACACAUGGAGAUCGAGACUGACGUGGUGUCCAACACUGACGGAUCUGCCAAAGUCACACUGGGCCACACAGCAGUGCUGGUUGGGAUUAAGGCUGACAUAGGAAAACCGAGGCCCCUGGUACCUAAUGAAGGUUAUUUGGAGUUCUUUGUUGACUGUUCGGCCAAUGCAACCCCUGAAUUUGAGGGCAGAGGAGGCGAGGAGCUGGGGACGGAGCUGAGCAACACUCUCUACAAAGUAUUCAACAACAAACACAGUGUGGACCUUAAGAGUCUGUGUAUCAGUGCAGGAGAACACUGCUGGGUGCUCUACGUGGACGUGCUGCUCCUGCAGUGUGAUGGAAACUUGUACGAUGCCAUUUCAGUAGCUAUCAAAGCAGCGCUCUUCAACACAAAAAUUCCCAAAGUGCACAUUUCAGCAGAUGAGGAAGGGGCGAAGGAAAUUGAGCUGUCGGACGACCCGUAUGACUGCGUGAGACUUAAUGUAGAAAAUGUCCCCUGUAUCGUGACCUUGUGCAAGGUGGGCCACAGACACGUGGUGGACGCGACGCUGCAGGAGAAGGCGUGUUCUGUGGCGAGCCUGAUCAUCUCUGUCACGCACAAGGGCGCGGUCACCUGCACGAGGAAGGUGGGCGGAGGAAGCUUGGAUCCAGAGAGCAUCUUUGAAAUGACAGAGGCCGGUAAACGGGUCGGUAAGUCUCUUCAUGCUCCGCUCAUGAAGCUGCUGCGGCAGGAGGAGAGUUUGGGAAAGAAGGGACAGAAAGUCGGCUUCCUCGGUUGAUACUGUCUCUGCAUGAUGUAUGUACAUGUAAACAUAGUUUUCUAAUAAAACUUUUAAUUUGUACAGUC
Paralichthys olivaceus (Japanese flounder) is the source of this 1028-nucleotide messenger RNA. It is a transcript of the gene exosc7, whose product is annotated as exosome component 7. Gene Ontology annotation, biological process: nuclear mRNA surveillance; U4 snRNA 3'-end processing; U1 snRNA 3'-end processing. Gene Ontology annotation, molecular function: mRNA 3'-UTR AU-rich region binding. NCBI's taxonomy places the organism in Eukaryota, Metazoa, Chordata, Actinopteri, Pleuronectiformes, Paralichthyidae. The record is from RefSeq and is a predicted model, not a curated record. Gene Ontology annotation, cellular component: cytoplasmic exosome (RNase complex); nuclear exosome (RNase complex).